Molecule: messenger RNA, 6389 nt
Organism: Notechis scutatus (mainland tiger snake)
Lineage: Eukaryota; Metazoa; Chordata; Lepidosauria; Squamata; Elapidae
Source: RefSeq, a predicted model, not a curated record
CUGUCCUCGGAAUCCCCACUUCUUUCAGCGGCUCUCCAGCAUUCAUUGCAUCAGCUGCUAGAGCACAGCUCGUGCGACGCUGAUCGUCUUCCGAUCAGGAAAAGGCGUUCCUAAGCCCGGAACUGAGGACAACGAGGAGGAGAGAAACCGCGACAGACGAGCGCGCUGCGGGAAGAUCCGUCAGAGAGGCCAAACUCUCGUUAAAAAAAAUCCAUAAAAAUAAAAUAAUGAGCGCACAAACCAGGAAGAAAGGCGGAUGACGCUCAUGAGAGUAAAACAGGAACCUUUGAGAGCAAGACGAGUUUCCUAGGGGAGGCUUUCUCGAGGAAAGGAUGUGGCCGCGCUGCAAGGCGAUCUAAAUCUGAUGUCAGAGGAGGCUGCUCUCAGAAACUAUUCAUUGUUGAUUAGAAUCCAAAAACGUACGUUUCAGGGGUUUCCCCCACAUAGUUCACAUAAUGAGUUUUUCCCUUGUUGCUUAUGAUGAUUCGGACUCUGAAGCAGAGACUGGGAGAUCCGGAGAUGUUAUUAGCAGUGAAAUCGAUCUAACAGAUUCUGCUGUGGAUGUUAUCCAGUCCAGUGAUGACUUAAAUAUUAUUUCUGAGAAAAAAGUCAAAUCUCUGGAAUACACGGGCAGCUCCAAAAAGAACAUAUCUCAUGAGGAUACCUUUCAACUGCAUCUACAACCUAAUGAAAAGACUAUGAUAACAGCAGUACAACAGCAGUACAACAGAAAUUGUACUUCGACAAAAACAAGGACUAAGUAUACCCAGCCAGUAAAUCCUUUAUUGGAAGCUAAAAUACCUUCUGGAAAUGCAUAUGCUCAGAAGAGGAUGCGUAAUGAUGGAGAUGUAACUAUUCAAAAACUGAGACCAUAUGUUUCAAAAAAACUGCAACAGGAAAAAAAGGAAUACCAAAAAGAGAGUAUAUCUUCUCCAGUUAAAUAUAGUACAGCUGAAGAUAAAAUGUCAGUUAAAAUUUCCCAAUAUAUUAUGCCAUACAUAGGAUCAAAAUACGCAGUUACUGAAAUUCCAAAGAACUUGGUAUUUCACAUGGCUGAACAUAGUGGACCAGUUAAUGCCAUUCGCUGGUGUCCUCUGCAGAGGUGGAGCCAUAUGUUGCUUUCUGCCUCUAUGGAUAAAACUAUCAAGGUUUGGGAUGCUGUGGAUGAAGGACGCUGUUUGAAAUCAUACUUUAUCCAUACCGGUGCUGUCCGAGCUAUUCAGUGGUCUCCCUGUGGAAGAAAUGCACUGAGUGGAGGCUUUGAUUUUAUGCUUCAUUUAACAGAUAUUGAAACAGGAACACAGCUUUUUAGCAGCAGGAAUGAAUUUCGAAUCAGCACCCUGACAUUUCAUCCUCUUGAUCCAAAUGUUUUUCUUUGUGGAGGAUUCAGUCCAGAAGUUAAAGCCUGGGAUAUAAGGUCUUCUAAGGUUAUAAAAGUCUACAAAGCCACAGUUCAACAGACCUUGGACAUCAUGUUUCUCCAUGAAGGAAAAGAAUUUUUUACCAGCACGGAUGCAGUGAGCCAAGAUUCAGCCGAUCGUACCAUCAUUGCCUGGGACUUCCAAACGGCUGCAAAGAUCUCCAAUCAAAUUUUUCAUGAACGUUUUACCUGCCCCUGUCUUUCAGUUCAUCCUAAAGAGCCUGCCUUUGUUGCUCAGACAAAUGGCAACUACAUGGCUUUAUUUUCCAGCCAGCCACCUUAUCGAAUCAACAAAAAGAAGAGGUUUGAAGGGCACAAGGUUGAAGGAUUUGCUGUAGGCUGUGAAUUUUCACCCGAUGGAACACUUCUUGUGACAGGGAGUUCAGAUGGCAAAGUAUUUUUCUACAACUAUCGCACAGCUCAAAUUAUCCGUACCAUGUCAGCACAUAGUCAAGCCUGUGUGAAUGCAACCUACCAUCCAGUUCUUCCAUCGCUUCUUGCCACCUGUGGCUGGGAUGGGGUAAUCAAGAUCUGGCAAUAAUAGGAAAGUUAGAUAGCCAACUGGCUUUCCAACUUUGUAAAUAUACUUUUUUCUUGUAGUUUCAUUUCUUAGAACUUUUAUCUUCUGUAUAGUGGUACACCAAACCAGUGCUUCUCAACCUUAGCACUUUUAUGAUGUAUGGACCUCAAAUCCCAAAAUCCCCCAGGCAGUAUGCUUGCUGGGGAAUUCUGUGAAUUGGUUAACAUAUUUAGAGCAGCUAAGAUUGAUAAUACAGUACUAAAAGAAUCUUACUGUACAGUGACUAUGUGGAGCAGGAAAUAUAAAAUUCUCCAGUCAUGCUACACAAAUAAUUAAUUUGCCUGGCACUGUCUUUGACUCAUAUUUUGCCCUUAACUGUUACCCUUCUCCAAAGAGUUUUUUUUUUAAUGCCAUUAGAGCUAUAGUAUUUUUUUUAAACAGCUGCUAAAUAUAUAGCUACUACUAGCUUUCUUCAAGUUCUUGUUGCAGGGAAUUAGGACAAUAUGAGCUAGAUUGAAAAAGGAAUUAAAGAUUAACUGAAGCCGCAAAUCUAUAUGUUCUGCCUGUUUUAAUUGGAUGUGGAAUGCACAAAUUUAAUUGAUAGAAGUAAUUAAAAGGAAUUCAAUAUCAUUCCAGAUUCUUCUGGGAGCCUAAAUUUUUUAAAUCACUUUAGUGUUACUAAAUCAGCAGUCCUAGUUUAAAAGCUAUUAUUUAGCUUCUGUCACUGCUUUACCCUUGUACUGUUACUUGAUCCUGCAGGCUUUUCAUCCAGUUUUAAUGGAGUCACACUACGCUAGAACUGGUGUAGCCAUGAAGGCUUUUCUGAGUAAUGUGAUUAAUGGGGUCUCUGUGAGCACCAAGUACCCCUCAUUUCAAUCCUGAGCUACAAAUAUUCUCCUUUAUUGGUAAUGUGGUUAGAAUCUGAUUCUCAUAUCUUUAUGGUCACAUGAAGCUCAAAGAGAUUUGGAUGCUUGAGAAUCUCCAUAGAGAUUUAUGACAAUUUACAUUUAUGAUUGAUACUUGCAAUAAAAAAAAAUCUCAACAAUUUGCUAAUAUAUAAUUUUAAUUAGUUUUGUUAUAAAAAUUUACAACAAACCUGGAAGCAAUGGCAUUUCUAGCACCAUAGCUACUUCUUUUCCCAAAAUAACACUUUUCUUCCUGAUUGGGAGCUGAUAUAUUAUAAUAAUGGAACUGUUUUUGUUGGUGCUUUGCAUUAAUGUAAAAUUUACUCUGAAGCAACACAUUAUGCUUCUACAGGAUGUAGGAAGAGGGGAAUAAAGAGUUUUGUUGCUCUUGGCAUAUUGGAGGUAGCCCACCAGGGACAUAUCUAAUAAUUAUCUUUCAAAUACGGUAGCCAGGAACGAAAUCAGUUGAAAAUGUAUCUGUCUUUUCUUUGCAAAAUACAGUGUGUAGUUUUAUAUUUUGCUAAAAUGUUCAAAAUAAUAUGUUACAUAAAUAAUAUAAUGUUACAUAAAAAUUAAAAUUUCAAAGUACCCAAAAUGUAACAUAAGUUUCCUGUUGUAAAUAUCUUUUUCUACAAUAUUAACUGUAAAGUACUCAUUAUCAAACCUAUUUGUAUAUUUUUAUUGACUGAAUGUAUCUAUUGGUCAGCUUUCCUGUGCCCAGCAAGACUAGCAUUCACUAAAAUUGUCUUUUUUUUUAAGUUAAGUUUUAACUUACCAUGCACUCAAUAAGCUUCAUAAAAUAUAAAUUUUAACAGAUUUUUUUUAUAAUUCUUGGUCAAUGAUUGCCUUGUUUAGUGACAGUUUGAAGUUACAAUCACACUGAAAGGUUACUUUAUGACUGGUUCUCAAACUAUGACCACCACAAUAUCCUAAUGAUCACUUGAUCCCCAUUUGUGCACUUCACAGCUGGCUUCCAACAAGCAAAGUUAAUGAAGAAGCCAGCUGUAAAAUUGCAAGCCACAGUAAUGUCAUGACUCACUUAAUGACCAUGUCAUUUAGUGAUGAAGAUGCCAGUCCCAAUUGUGGUUGUUAAAUAAGGACUAUCUGUUCUUCCCUAGCGAUAUGAAGUGGAGUACUGUAUUUCUUUUAUUUGAUUGUUUUAAGGUGACCACUUAGUGUAACACUUAUCUCUGAAGAAUUGCCAGAGCCAUUUAUAAUUUAAUAUAAAAGCAUAAUAACCUGAAAUGCCAUUAAAAUUAUCUUCUUCUAAAAUCAGCAAUUGGGCUAACCUGAAAUCUGUGGAGUUGUUUUGUAGAGUGACAGCACUUUAUGUAUGCCUUUCAGUCUCAGUGUAGCUAUAGUUCCAAAUCCAAAAAACCAAAAUUGAGAGUAGAUAAGGAAAUCAGUGGUAUCCCAAGAAAGCAGGAAAGGGUUGUAUUGUCAUAAGUUUAUCACAUCUGGGCUGCAAAAAUCAACAAGCUAUAAAGGUUACAGAAGCAAUCAAACCCCCAAAAUACAAGUCUAUUUGUAUGUAAGGGAGAAUACCAUCUACAUUAAUAAAUCAAUAAUCUUUCAACCUAAGAUUGCUCUGUCCAAUAGCCAAUGGUUUCUGUUUUCCUACUAAAGUUACAUACAGUCUUCUCUUAGGCUUCAAGAGGAUCUAGUUUUUUAAAUAUAAACUAUAAUUUAUAUAAGUAUAAGGCUGCUGAGAGAGGGAUGAAGAGAAAGAAAUUGUGAACUUUUAAAAAGUACUGUACUUGUUAUUUUAAGAGUGAACUGAUUUAUUAUAGUCAUUAUGUUCAGAAAAGUACUCUAAUAGUGUACAAUACUUCACAAAUAAUGAUGGCUGGUCCUUGACUCACCUUUCCUACAUAGAAGUUACUGAUUUAAUUCUCUUAAUAGAACAUUUCAUCACUCUGUAUUUAAAAUUCAAGUAAUGCCACUUUGGAAUUAUUCUAGAUCAAUCUCAUUACCUCAACUUUUUGCAAGUAAGUUUUGGAAAAUUCAUAGUGUACUUAAUAAUGUUGCACUUCAGAGCUUGUCAAACUUUUCAGAUUGUGGAAACUUAGUUAAAAGAAAAACUCCUGGAAUCCUAGACCAAGAGGAAAUGCACUAAUGACAGAAUUAUUUAUUUAGUGUAUGAUGAAAAUGUUAAAAAUCACGUCACAAUUACAUUCUCAGUGAGCAAAUGUGAAACUGUUUACUCUAUUUACAAAUUUACUUAUUUAUUUAUAUAGUCAAUGCAUGAUGAAGUUGUAUAAAGUCUCUGGGGUUUUCCUGAUGCUUGGUGCGCAACAGUUUGUUUGUUUUCCUGCAGAUGUUCCAUUACCCAAAUUAGGUAACAGCACUAAUGAUAUUACCUAGUUUUGGUGAUGAAACAUCUGCAAGAAAACAACCAAGUUCAGAGAGCAUCAAGGACCCCUCAUUUGAGCUACAAAUUCUCUCCUGUAUUGGUUUCCCUGGGGGCACUGUUCCACAGUAUGUUUACUUGGAGACCCACAGCCCCAUUCUGAAGCAGAGAGCUUUCCCCGUUUAUGGAAGAGUAUAGUGGUGCACCUGCCAUGAUGAGUCCUAAUCCUAGUGAGCAUUGACUAGGUUUUAUGGGAUAGAUUGAAUCCUUUUGGUUCAGCUGUAAAGCAGGGAACAUUGCGACCCUAUGGAGGAACAGUAGAGGACCAUUCUUGUGUCCAAGCCGAAGCAGAUAAUGAUAUUCUAAUGAUAGAAAUUGGCAGUAAAGCAAAAAGUAAACUGAUUAUUGUAAAUGCAAAAUUAACAUUUUGAAUGUGCAAAAAAUAAAAAGUUUAAUUUCACAAUUAACUUGGGAGAUUAAUGUUUUAACCAAACAGAUCAAUAUUCAAUUAUUAGGUCUGAUUGCAUUCCUUGGAAAAAAAGUUCAAUAUUUGGAACAAUUGAUGCUACUCGUAAGCAGAGAUCAUCUUUUAUACUUAGUCUAUUUCUCUGCUGGCUUGUUCUCUUUCAAAGGUAUGUUAUUGCAAAUGGCAUAAGGUAUUUCAAACUUGACAGGCAAUAUUUUUUUAGAAGCUCUAGGCCAGAAAAUCUGCACAAGGGAAUGUGGUUUAUAAUGUGAAAUUAGUUAAACUGGACCUACGUUGUUUCUUCUUUAAUGGUAGUUCAGAUGCAGUAUAGUGAACAUAAUGAUUCUGGACCUGGUUAAUUUUUUUCUUUUAAAGGAGAAAAUAUACUCUUCCUGUGGCACAUAAAUCAGAUAGGUGUUAUAUCACCAAGGUUUUGACAUUUUCCCUGAGGGAUGUUUUGUUUGGAAGAUUUGGAAAGCACAUACAAUUAUUUUAGAAAUUCACUUCAAUGUGUAAACUGAAUUGCAUUCAUUCGCCUUUGUUAUUUGAAUCUAGUUAUAUGUGUACCUUGCAGUGAAACUCUAGUAUCAUUCCAAUAAGUAAAUAUAUCAGCCAAGUAUACAAUCUUUUGCAUCCAACAAUUGCCACUCAAUUUCUGCGCUAGUUCAAAAGGAUGUUCCUAUAAAAAAGAAAUAUAUCUUCUUACCACUUAAAUUAAAUCUUCAUUU